Terrapene triunguis (Three-toed box turtle) is the source of this 2273-nucleotide messenger RNA. Its product is annotated as zinc finger protein 420-like. Gene Ontology annotation, biological process: negative regulation of transcription by RNA polymerase II. The transcript is spliced from 3 exons. The coding region runs from base 209 to 1657 and encodes 482 amino acids. The record is from RefSeq and is a predicted model, not a curated record. Lineage: Eukaryota; Metazoa; Chordata; Testudines; Emydidae. Gene Ontology annotation, molecular function: DNA-binding transcription repressor activity, RNA polymerase II-specific.
GGUGACCUCGCUGGGAUUUCCCAUUCCCAAACCUGACCUGAUCACCCGGCUGGAACGAGGGGAAGAGCCGUGGGUGCCCGAUCUCCAGGCUGCUAAGGAAAGAGAGAUCCUGAGAGGCGCCCACACAGGUGCUGAGCGAGGGAGUGAGAAUGAGGAGGGGAAUCAUCAUAAGGAAAUUCCUGGGGAAGUGGAACCACAGGGGAACUUUAUGGGAAGAGCUGAAGGGAAUUUAUCCCAGUGCUUGGAACACGGAGAAGCCUGGGGAAAUUGGCACAGGUCAGAGAGGCUGCUGGGAAACUACCCAAGGGAGCAAGUAGGUGAAUCUAUUAAAUGUAGGGGAGGAGACAAGGAUCCCAAAGCCCAGCAGACAAACCCCAGGGAAGAGAAACCCUACCACUGCCUCAAAUGUGGGAAAGGAUUCAUUGUGAGACCACACCUUCUUACACUUCAGACAAUCCAUACUGGAGAGAAACCACUUCAAUUCUUGGACCAUGGGGAAAGCUUCAAUAACUGCUCAGAUCUUAAUUACAAUGGGAGAAGCCACAUAGGAGAGAAACCCUAUCAAUGCCUCGAGUGCGGGAACUGUUUGAAUCGGAAGUCAGCACUGAUUACACAUCAGAUAAACCACACGGGAGAGAGACCCCAUAUGUGCUUGGAUUGUGGAAAAAGUUUCAUUCGGAGGUCAGACCUUGUUAGACAUCAGGCAAUCCACACAGGAGAGAGACCCCAUAAAUGCUUAGACUGUGGGAAAAGUUUCAUACGGAGGUCAGACCUUGCUAAACAUCAGGCAAUCCACACUGGAGAGAGAUCCCAUAUGUGCUUGGACUGUGGGAAAAGUUUCACGCGGAGUUCAUCCCUUCUUCAACAUCAGGGAAUCCACAGAGGAGAGAACCCCCAUAAGUGCUUAGACUGUGGAAAAAGUUUCAUAUGGAGGUCAGACCUUGUUAAACAUCAGGUAUUCCACAGAGGAGAGAGACUCCAUGAGUGCCUGGACUGUGGGAAAAGUUUCAUUCAGAGAUCAGAUCUUGUUAAACAUCAGACAAUCCACACAGGAGAGAGACCCCAUAAGUGCCUGAACUGUGGGAAAAGUUUCAUACGGAGGGCUGACCUUGUUAAACAUGAGGCAAUCCAUACAGGAGAGAGACCCUAUAAGUGCUUGGACUGUGCAAAGAGUUUCAUAUGGAGGUCAGACCUUGUUAAUCAUCGGGCAACCCACACAGGAGAGAGACCCCAUAAGUGCUUGGACUGUGGGAAAAGUUUCAUACGGAGAUCAGCCCUUGUUAAUCAUCAGGCAACCCACACUGGAGAGAGACCCCAUAAGUGCUUGGACUGUGGAAAAAGUUUUGUUCGGAGGUCUGACCUUGUUAAACAUCAGUCAUUCCACACAGGAGAGAGACCCCAUAAGUGCCUGGACUGUGGGAAAGGUUUCAUACAGAGGUCAGAUCUUAUUAAACAUCAGGCAAUCCACACAGGAGAGAGACCCCAUAAGUGCCUGGAUUGUGGGAAAAGUUUCACACGGAGAUCAGCUUUAGUUAAUCAUCAGGCAAUCCACACAGGAGAGAGGCCCCAUAAGUGCUUGGACUGUGGGAAAAGUUUCAUAGAGAGAUCACAACUCACUAAACAUGAGAGAAUCCACACAGGAUCUAAACUUCUGUGACCCAUGGCCAGAAAGGGUUAAGAAAUUUUCAGGCUAAUUGACCCAGAUUCAUCCUUUAGAGACAUGUUCGAAAAGUGUGUAAAUGGAAAUUAGGGCCAUUCCCCGUUGGAUAGACUAGAACUUUGAAAUGUAAACUUUUAUUGUUAAAGAACUGGAAGAAGAUAACUAUAGUAGUCUAUGUUUUACCUAUAUCUUGUUAGAGUUUAACAUUGUAACCAAACGGUUCCUGUCUAGGGCUGUAUUCUGUUAAUUUAGAGAUCAAAAGGAAACUUAAUGUCAUUGUCUCUUUUAUAUUUUUGGUAAACUCUGUCUGAACUGCUUUAUGAGUAAAUGUCUUAUGUUAAUGCCUUUAAUUAAUUACCGGUGCUGUUUAGGAAAUAGAAAGUUACGUCAACAGCCUAUUGGUCACCCAAGGACUGCGUGCUGACUAGAGGCUGCAAAAAUCUCUAGAAAAACUCUUGCAACGUGAUCCUUUUCUCUCAGAUCUUUGUUAGUUUUAUUCGUGGGGAGUUUGAGUCAUUAGACUGAGCUCUCCAGUCCCAUCUGCACCACCCUGAUAUUGGACAUUGGACUAUAACAGGGGUUCUCAAACUGGGGGUCUAGACCCCUCAGGGGG